UAUAGACGGUUACACUGGCUAGAAGUGUCUUAUUCACACGUUUAAACGUUAAGAUCUAGAACGCAUUAUUUACGAUUUAAAAUAUUUCUAUACGUUUCAUUUGCAAUGAAUUUAUUAAAAUGUACCGUCGGUUGCCGAUCACUAGUGCGUUUGGUGCACGAGAACUCAGAUCCGGAAUAUCCUCAGUAUACAAGCUUUUUAUCGAGGCUGAAAACAUUCGAUUCCCACGCGCCUCGAUCGCGUCAAGAUAAAUAUUCGCUGGCUGAAUGCGGAUUCACUUACACCGGAACGGGCGACUUGGUUCAAUGUCACUACUGCGGCAUAUUGUUGGGGCAGUGGGAGGAAAAUGAUGAAGUUUGGCAGCAACACGCCGUGCACAACCCUAAAUGUGUAUUCGUAUUAUUAUAUAAAGGCAUGGAAUUUAUUGAAAAUGUAAAAAAUGAACUAAAUAACAAAGGUAGUGAUAAUAGCGGCAUUCGAGUCUGUAGUUGUAAAACGGAACCGUAUGAUGUUGAUAAUAAUAAUAAUAAUAAUAAUAGUCGAGCCCAUAUAUGUAAAUCUGAAUCGUUUGAUGUAGUCGGGUGACCUGCAGCACCACCCAUGUUCAUUAUAACACAAUAACCUAUUUGAUAUAUGUAUAUAUGAUAUUUGUAUUGAAUAAACAUCAAAUUAUAUUAAACAAUUAAAUCGUGUUAGUAUUUGACUUGGUAUCCUGCUUGUAUGUAUGUAUGUAUGUAUGUACGUAUGUAUAUAUGA
Messenger RNA from Acyrthosiphon pisum (pea aphid), 756 nucleotides. RefSeq names its product death-associated inhibitor of apoptosis 1-like. Gene Ontology annotation, biological process: regulation of cell cycle. The coding region runs from base 106 to 585 and encodes 159 amino acids. The record is from RefSeq and is a predicted model, not a curated record. The transcript has a single exon. Gene Ontology annotation, cellular component: nucleus; cytoplasm. Lineage: Eukaryota; Metazoa; Arthropoda; Insecta; Hemiptera; Aphididae.